Molecule: messenger RNA, 1530 nt
Organism: Brugia pahangi
Lineage: Eukaryota; Metazoa; Nematoda; Chromadorea; Rhabditida; Onchocercidae
Source: the annotation of a GenBank genome assembly
AUGUAUACAGAGCUAAAGGAACUGAUCAAUUUUCUGGCUAUUUAUAUGCAUCAUCGAAUUCCUCGGCGUCGGAUUUGUUUGCUCAUGGAAAGUUACAGUAAUCAUCUUGCGGGAAGAUUUUUGGGGAAAUGGAAGCCAGAAGAGCCAGAAUAUGGAGAAAAAGAGCGAACGUUGAUGAUUAAAGCAGGAGAUUGCCUAGACCAAAUUCUCAGCACAAUUGCAACAAGCAUUGGGAUUGUUGAAGAAGAUCUUGCAGCGUGUUUUCCAUCACUAAUGAUAGCUUAUUGCAACCCUGGCAUAGUAUCGUGCCAAGUGAUGAACUAUGCACAUAUGAUCACUGUUUGGAUGGGAGAUGUUAACGCUGAUGUAAAUUUUACGCCUAUACCAGAUGGUAUUGCGUUCUUCUGCGAAACCCCGGCUAUACUGUACAAUGUUUUGAAUAGCAAUGGCAACGUUAUGGAUAAAACAAAAUAUCCUUUCUAUUUUGUUCCAAAAAACAAAGAAUUGAAAUCACAACGAUGUAUUCUAUUGCAAUUAAUUAGCUCGAUGGACGACUAUGCUUACGAUUUAGUUUGGAGUGGUUUUCUCUUCGAAAAUGAGAUACCACCUUUGCUUUUCCGUUAUAUUACAAAAGAAAAUUGUCCAUUUACGGCACGCCUAUUUGCGGAUACACGUUUUGGUUGUCAUCGAUCACGUCCUGAUCACAAAGCUAUGCGUCGAAUUCAACAUGCUGCAGCAUAUUUAGCUGUCACCAACGAUAAUGCUGGCUAUAAUAGUGCUUCUGGUAGCCAUCAGGAAAGCGCUCAGUAUGAUAUAAAUCCAGCAACCAAUAACUUUUGCUAUAGUCAACAGCUCCACGCAAAUAACAAAUUUGCGCCUAUAACUUCGCUCUCUGUUCCACUUGUGUCAUCAUCAUCAUCAUCAUCAUCAUCAUCAUCAGCAGCAGCAGCAACAGCCGCUUCAAUUGGACAAAAAAACUGUGAUACAGUGAACUCAAUGACAGCAUCUGCAAAUGUUAUCACAAAUACAGUAGCGUCAAAUGAUUCUAAGCGUCUUCUAUUGGAUCAAUCGCUGAUGCCUUCAAAUCCACUGCCCGAAUCCAUCAGUAAUAAUGCUGGACACGUUGUUAAUCAGUUUUAUUCAUUAUCUCCAAUCUUGGAUAAUGGCAGUGACUUCAGUGCAUGGAAUUGUUAUCCUGCAGCAGGUGACAUUAAAGUGGACAAUGCGAUUGCUAAGAUUCCAGUAUAUGACGAGCGUAAUAAUUUCCAUCUUAUAUAUCCAUAUAGCUCCCCCCAAGCAUCAGUUGCCGACAAUUACAACAAAUAUUCACUUGAAACAGGAACUUCAUCAUUCCUAUCAUUUCCGGCAUCGCUUUCCAAUCUCAACUGCGCUUCAUCCGGAAAUCAGGGAAAUCAAAUCCAUAAUUUCGAGUUAAAUAAUUCGGAUAUGUCUAAGCUUCAAUACAAUGUCAGCCGCAUGUCAUUUGCCGAUGGUGGUGCAUCUCCAUCGUCAACAUUUGCCACCAAAUAG